AUGCCUCCGAAGAUGGAGAAGUUUCUGCAGAUCGCGCCUCACUCUCUGGCCAUCGUCCUGGGCCCGGCCGAGGGGCCGGCGGGGCAGAGGUCCGAGGCCGCCCGGCCCGCGUCCCCGGCCGGGCCCCAGCAGCUCUCCCGGCACCACAUCGGCUACGAGAUCUUCGCCGACUUCAAAGCCGAGAACAUGCAGCACUUCUGGAACAAGAAGGUCACGGCCGCGGUGGCCGAGACGUUCUUCCUGGGCUGGAUCGACGAGCAGGUUCUGCUGAUCCAGGGCAAGGAGGAGCAUCUGGAGGCGCUGCGCGAGGGCUGGUCGCGCCGGGCGCUGCGGCCGCCCUCGGGCUUCCACAUCCGCUGCCUCGGUGAUGUAUCACCAAUCAGUAUGUCUCCCAUCAGUCAAUCUCAGUUUAUCCCACUUGGGGAAAUCCUUUGCUUGGCCAUCUCCGCAAUGAACUCGGCAAGAAAACCUGUCACCCAAGAAGCACUGAUGGAGCACCUGACCACCUGUUUUCCAGGUGUUCCCACCCCAAGCCAAGAAAUUCUCCGGCACACUCUGAACACGCUGGUCCGGGAGAGGAAGAUCUACCCGACUCCUGAUGGCUACUUCAUCGUCACCCCGCAGACUUAUUUCAUAACUCCUUCCCUCAUAAGAACUAACAGUAAAUGGUACCACCUGGACGAGAGGAUACCUGACCGGUCUCAGUGUACCUCUCCGCAGCCGGGGACCAUCACGCCCUCCGCCUCAGGCUGCGUCAGGGAAAGAACGUUGCCCAGGAACCACUGCGACUCCUGCCACUGCUGCAGGGAAGACGUGCAUGGCCUGCACGCGGCCACCCUGCAGAGGAAGCCUGCCAAGGACUGCAAAGACCCUUACUGCCCUCCUUCCCUCUGCCAGGUGCCAGCCACUGAAAAGAGCAAAAGUACUGUCAACUUCUCAUACAAAACGGAAACCCUCUCCAAACCGAAGGACGGUGAAAAGCAGUCCAAGAAAUUCGGGCUCAAGUUAUUCCGGCUCAGCUUUAAGAAGGACAAGACCAAGCAGCUAGCCAACUUCUCCGCCCAGUUUCCUCCCGAAGAGUGGCCCCUGCGAGACGAGGACACGCCGACCACCAUCCCUCGGGAGGUGGAGAUGGAGAUCAUCAGGCGUAUUAACCCGGACUUGACCGUGGAAAACGUCAUGCGGCACACUGCCCUGAUGAAGAAACUUGAAGAAGAGAAGGCGCACCGGAGUAAAGCCGGGUCCUCCGCCCACCACAGCGGAAGAAGCAAAAAGAGCCGGACUCACCGCAAGUCUCACGGAAAGUCUCGGUCGCACAGCAAGACUCGAGUGUCCAAGGGAGACCCGUCCGACGGUUCCCAUCUGGAUAUCCCGGGCGAAAGGGAGUAUGACUUUUGCGAUCCUCUUACUAGGGCCCCCCGGGAGGGCUGCUUCAUCAUCGAACACAAAGGGGAUAACUUCAUCAUGCAUAGCAACCCGAACGUGAUCGAGUCUCAUUUCCCCAUGACCCCAGAAUGGGACGUGUCUGGGGAACUGGCCAAAAGGAGGACUGAGAUGCCUUUUCCUGAGCCUUCCAGGGGAAGCUCCCACUCGAAAGUGCACCGAAGCCACAGCCAUACCCAGGACCGAAGGUCCAGGAACGAGAGAUCCAACAAGGCCAAGGAGAGGUCCAGAUCGAUGGAUAACUCUAAAGGCCCUCUGGGUGCUUCUUCUCUGGGGACGCCUGAAGACCUGGCCGAAGGCUGUAGCCAAGAUGACCAGACCCCCAGCCAAUCCUACAUUGACGACAGUACUUUAAGGCCUGCACAGACUGUCGGUCAUCAAAGGGCUCACGUUUCGUCUGCAAGCUAUAAAGAGGUGUGUAUUCCAGAAAUAGUCAGUGGCAGCAAGGAACCGCCCAGCGCUUGCAGCCUCUUGGAGCCAGGCAAAGCGCCAGAGAGUUUGCCAUCCUUUGGUGAACUCAACUCUUGUCCAACAAAGACAGCUGCAGAUGACUAUUUCCAGUGCAACACCUCCAGUGAGACGGUGCUCACGGCGCCGUCACCUCUGGGGAAGAACAAAGAGGACCACGACACUCUGACUCUGGCGGAAGGGGUGAAAAAGCUGCCUCUGUCAGACAGGCAGGCCCCUCAUUCCUCCAGGGAGCCUGCAGGGCACAAGGAGGAGUCACCAAAGGGGCCGGGCGGGGGCCCAAUCACUCCAGGCACAGUAGUCGAAGGCCUUGCCAACGGACGCCUCACCCAGCACCACGGCGCCGAGCCCAGCACCCUGGACAAGAGGAAAGAGAUAUUCAGCAAAGACACACUGUUCAAACCUCUUCACAGCACCUUGUCUGUAAACAGCUAUCACAAAUCAACCCUGUCCCUCCUCAAAUCGCACCCGAAGUCCCCUGCCGACACACUGCCAGGCCGAUGCGAGAAACCAGAGCCGUCCCUGGGGACCUCGGCCGCCCCUGCCCUGCCGGCCUCCCAGCGUCAGCAGGAGUCCGUGGGGAACCAGGAGGCCUCUUUCGACUAUUACAACGUCUCUGAUGACGACGAGUCUGAGGAAGGGGCCAACAAGAACGCAGAGGAGGAGAAAAACAGAGACGAUGUAGGUACCAUGCAGUGGCUCCUGGAGAGGGAGAAGGAAAGAGACUUGCAGAGGAAAUUUGAGAAGAACCUCACCCUGCUCGCCCCAAAGGAAGCAGACAGCAGCAGCAACCAGAGGGCCACCCAUUCGGCACGGCUAGACAGCAUGGACAGCAGCAGCAUCACAGUGGAUAGUGGAUUCAACUCCCCACGCACUCGGGAGAGCCUGGCUUCCAACACAUCGAGCAUUGUUGAAAGUAACCGUCGUCAGAACCCUACCUGGAGCCCAGCCCACGGCGGAGCUGGCCCAGCCUUCAGUUUCCGAGCAAGUACGGACCCCCCCACCAACGAAGCUGAGAAAUUGCAGAAACCUUCCAACUGCUUGCAAGCUUCUGUUACUAGUGUGUGA
This is a messenger RNA of Budorcas taxicolor (takin), 2979 nucleotides long. RefSeq names its product storkhead box 2 (gene STOX2). The record is from RefSeq and is a predicted model, not a curated record. Gene Ontology annotation, cellular component: nucleus; cytoplasm. Gene Ontology annotation, biological process: positive regulation of transcription by RNA polymerase II. NCBI's taxonomy places the organism in Eukaryota, Metazoa, Chordata, Mammalia, Artiodactyla, Bovidae. Gene Ontology annotation, molecular function: RNA polymerase II transcription regulatory region sequence-specific DNA binding; DNA-binding transcription activator activity, RNA polymerase II-specific. The transcript is spliced from 4 exons. Bases 1 to 2979 code for a protein of 992 amino acids.